AUGUAUGCCUUGACACCUACCUGUUCGAACAUAUCGGAAAAUGAAGCUUGUAAUGUCACCUCCGACCUAAAUAAAGGAAAGAUACAAUAUGUUUAUGUUAAUAAUACUACACAAUUUGAACUGUUUGGUGAGGGUGCCGCUAAUACAUUGAUUAGCAAUGUAUCUGAUGAUUUGACAACAAGUCGAGAGAGCACGUUCCAAUUAACAAAUGAACCAUCACUGGAUUUACAAUCCGCUGUCAAAUUCUUAUCAAGACAAAAAGGUAUGUGGAAUAUGAAUAUCAAGCCACUUUGCUGCGGGCUAUGGCAUCGAAUUAUAUGUGUGACACUUGUGGACAUUAAAAUCGAUUUGAGUGACUUUGUGGAAUUGGUUGAGCCGAAUAAAAAGAGUAUUAGUAUUAUUGAUGGACAUUUAUCUGAUUCACAAAUGAGCUACAAAAUCGAUAAUUUUGAACUACCUGCUGCAGACCUACGCGAAUUAUUAUCAAGUAAUAAUUUAUUUAAUGAUCUGAUACUUAAUGCACAUUUCACAUAACAUCUACAAUGGUGGAUGGAGUUUUGGCACUUGACACACUAAUAACCAACAGACUUCUAGCACAAUUUUAUUCAAGUACAAAUCUAUUUAGAGUCCAAUGGUUCAACUAUCGUAUUGUACUAUUUUCCAUUCAUUAUUCACAACACUGGUAUUUGUACAUAAUCGACUUUACGAAAAAGACAAUCGUUCAAUUCGACUCAAUGCCUUCUUACAAUGUGCCUAGAGACGAACAUCUAAACAAACUUAUGCAACUGAUUAACGCACAUUUGUACUUAAAACAUGCAAAUAAUAUCGAUUUCAACCAAUGGGCAUUCGCAACAUAUCCUCGUAGUAUUUAAACAACAACAGGACUCGACAUCCUGCGGAGUACACUGUGCAAUUAUAGUACGUUCCUAUUGCACGCAAGCGUACUAUCCUCCGAUCACAAAAACUACAGGUACUUUAUUGUACUCGAGAUCAUUCAAAGAGGUGCUCUCUUUCCGUAUGUUUAAAAUCAAUUGCAGUUCAAUGGUGCUCCUCUCUCUGUUGUGUCUUCUGUUCGUUGUCUUUGUGCUCUUGUUUCGCAUGAUCUUAGGUGGAGUGAGCUUGCCAGGAACAUGGCUCUUGUUUGUCGGCGUAAGUUGAGUGCAUUGAGUCCUGUGUUUGGAUUAGUUCCAUCAGAGGUUCGGCAUCGGAUCUAUAUUUCUUAUAUUCUUCCUAAAAUGAAUUAGUGUUGUGCCUUGUAUGAUAGUUCUUUUUCUCUCUCUAUUCUUGACUCUGUGAAUAAACUUGCUUCUCGUGUUAUUUCUCGCAAUUUUGACUAUCGUUCUUCUAGUUCUCUACUUGUGUCUCAACUUUCUUUUUCAAAUCUAUCUCUUCGUCAGAAAUACUUUAUACUUCUACAGUUUUUCAAAAUUUAUCAUCAUCUAACGAGGGAACAUAUUUGAGUGACCGCCCCCCUAGAAAAGAGACCAGCCCAAGCCAGACCGGUAGACCAAUUUAAACACAAAACCAAAAAAAUAAUAAUUAAAACC
Messenger RNA from Didymodactylos carnosus, 1547 nucleotides. The record is from the annotation of a GenBank genome assembly. Lineage: Eukaryota; Metazoa; Rotifera; Eurotatoria; Philodinida; Philodinidae.